Rhizopus microsporus ATCC 52813 is the source of this 396-nucleotide messenger RNA. Its product is annotated as histone-fold-containing protein. The record is from RefSeq and is a predicted model, not a curated record. The transcript has a single exon. Gene Ontology annotation, cellular component: nucleosome. The coding region runs from base 1 to 396 and encodes 131 amino acids. Gene Ontology annotation, molecular function: DNA binding; protein heterodimerization activity; structural constituent of chromatin. Lineage: Eukaryota; Fungi; Mucoromycota; Mucoromycetes; Mucorales; Rhizopodaceae.
AUGUCUGGUGGAAAAUCUGGUGGAAAGUCUGCUGCUGGCUCCAAGUCUCAAACUCGUUCUUCUAAGGCCGGUCUUCAAUUCCCUGUCGGUCGUAUUCACCGUCUCCUUCGUCGUGGUAACUACGCUCAACGUGUCGGUGCUGGUGCCCCCGUUUACCUCGCUGCCGUUCUUGAAUACCUUGCUGCUGAAAUUCUCGAAUUAGCUGGUAACGCUGCUCGUGAUAACAAGAAGUCUCGUAUCAUCCCCCGUCACCUCCAAUUGGCCAUCCGUAACGAUGAAGAAUUGAACAAGCUUCUCGGUCAUGUCACCAUUGCCCAAGGUGGUGUCCUCCCCAACAUUCACGCUUCCUUGUUGCCUACCAAGUCCAAGAAGGCUGGUGCUUCUCAAGAACUCUAA